This is a messenger RNA of Diospyros lotus (date-plum), 1367 nucleotides long. RefSeq names its product probable xyloglucan endotransglucosylase/hydrolase protein 6. Gene Ontology annotation, molecular function: hydrolase activity, hydrolyzing O-glycosyl compounds; xyloglucan:xyloglucosyl transferase activity. Gene Ontology annotation, cellular component: cell wall; apoplast. The transcript has 5 exons. NCBI's taxonomy places the organism in Eukaryota, Viridiplantae, Streptophyta, Magnoliopsida, Ericales, Ebenaceae. The record is from RefSeq and is a predicted model, not a curated record. Gene Ontology annotation, biological process: cell wall biogenesis; xyloglucan metabolic process. The coding region runs from base 139 to 1020 and encodes 293 amino acids.
UAAAACCUGAAAUGGCGCUUUCCAUUUGAAUGAAGCAGUCCCAUCGCCAUCGUCUGUUGAUCCUUCUUCUUCCUGCAGCUGCUCGCGUAUAUAUAUAUACACCCACAAUAUGUUCUCUUCAUAAAAUCCAACGACAAAAUGGCCACAAUAUUGCCUCUGCACCCGUCCACUGUUCGUCUCUCCGUUUUCCUACUUGUUCUUGCCUUUUCCUGGUCUGCCUCUGGACGGCCAGCCACUUUCCUGGAGGAUUUCAGAAUUACUUGGUCCGAUUCUCAUAUCAGGCAAAUCAAUGGCGGCCGGGCCAUCCAGCUUGUUCUCGACCAGAACUCAGGUUGUGGGUUUGCCUCCAAGAGGCAGUACUUGUUCGGGCGAGUUAGCAUGAAGAUCAAGCUCAUCCCCGGCGAUUCUGCCGGGACGGUGACCGCCUUUUAUAUGAAUUCGGACACUGACACGGUGCGCGACGAGCUGGAUUUCGAGUUCUUGGGGAACCGGACGGGGCAGCCGUACACGGUGCAGACCAAUGUGUAUGCGCAUGGGAAGGGAGACCGAGAGGAAAGAGUCAACCUUUGGUUCGAUCCUGCAGCUGAGUUCCAUACUUACUCAAUAUUAUGGAACCAUUACCAUGUUGUCUUUUAUGUGGAUGAAGUACCCAUCAGAGUGUACAGGAACAACCAAGCGAGAGGCAUCCCAUACCCGAAGCUCCAGCCCAUGGGAGUCUACUCGACGCUUUGGGAAGCCGAUGAUUGGGCGACGAGAGGGGGGCUUGAGAAGAUCGAUUGGAGCAAAGCCCCUUUCUACGCGUAUUACAGUGACUUUGACAUUGAAGGUUGCCCGGUUCCAGGCCCCAACAACUGCGCUUCCAACCCCACAAACUGGUGGGAAGGGGCUGCUUAUAAGCAGCUCAGCCCCGUCGAAGCCAAAAGGUACCGGUGGGUUCGGACGAACCAUUUGAUCUAUGACUACUGUAGUGACAAAUCGAGGUACCCAGUUGCCCCACCAGAAUGCGUGGCUCGAAUCUGAUUAAAUAAGUCUUUCCUUGAUCCAUCUCCAUGUUGUCGGAUUCUUGGGCACAGUUGUGAUGUUAUACUGGGCCUCUGUGAUGGAAACCAUGCACAGGAAAAGGGGGUAUAGAGGAUGAGAUCUACAAUAAAAUCAAAAUGUAUUUCCUGUACUUAAAAAAGUUUGCGAUUGUGAGGGGUUUCGUGUCCAAGGAGAGAUGACAAUGGCCAGUGUCAACUCGUGUGUGCACUCUUUGGACAUUGUGUGCCAAUAAUUAUGCUUUUGUGUGAUUGUGAGAUGCAUUGUGUUCUUAAUUUCCAGUGCUGUUACUUUACUCGAGUAAUGAUGAUAUCGCAAAGUUACAGAUU